AUGGCUGAAUCAAAGGCACCGGGCAGACUGAACCAGAUAUGCGCCUGUCCUCCACAAGGAAUACUUGCCAGAACGAUAACAUACGGAGUAGCUGUGGUGCUGAUCUGGACCGUGGUCUGGUCUAUUACAGGACAAGAGUGUCUUCCUGGUGGGAACCUCUUUGCAAUUUUGUUCCUCUUCUUUUUUGCUGUCAUUGGUGGUAAAUUGAUGGGGCUGAUUAAAUUACCAGGCCUGCCUCCACUUCCUCCUCUUCUUGGAAUGUUGCUUGUAGGAUUUCUCCUUCGAAAUAUCCCCUCCGUCAGUGACCUAAUCCAGAUAGAGGUGAAGUGGUCAGCUGCCCUAAGAAGUAUUGCCCUCGCUAUUAUCCUGGCCCGUGCUGGCCUUGGUCUUGACCCAGAGGCUCUGAAAAAAUUAAAGGCGGUCUGUAUACGACUGAGCUUUGGGCCUUGUGUCACUGAAGCAUGUAUAGCAGCGGUCGUGUCUCACUUUCUGAUGCACCUGCCAUGGACGUGGGGAUUCCUUUUAGGAUUUGUUCUAGGGGCUGUUUCCCCUGCUGUUGUGGUUCCCUCCAUGCUGAUCUUGCAAGCAGGAGGCUACGGUGUGGACAAGGGCGUCCCAACAUUGCUUAUGGCUGCUGGCAGCUUUGAUGACAUCUUGGCCAUCACAGGUUUCAACACCUGCUUAGGGAUCGCUUUCUCCACAGGCUCCACCCUUUUCAGUGUCCUCCGUGGUUUCUUGGAGGUUGCAAUUGGAGUAGCAGCUGGUGGCUUUCUAGGAAUUUUUGUACGGUACUUUCCAAGCAAGGAUCAGGCAUCAGUUGUAUGGAAGAGAGCAUUCUUUCUGGUAGGCCUGUCUGUGUUUGCUAUUUUUAGCACUGUAAACUUGGGCUUCCCUGGAUCUGGAGGGCUCUGCACCAUUGUCUUGGCAUCCAAAACAUUCCUGGCUGGUCUUUCAUGGUCUAAUGAGAAGAAAGAGGUAGAAAAGAUUAUUGGAGUUGCCUGGGAGAUUUUUCAACCUUUUCUUUUUGGUUUAAUUGGAGCUGAAAUAUCUGUCUUCUCUCUCAAACCGGAAACGGUUGGACUCUGUGUAGCCACACUAAGCAUUGCGUUAGUGGUACGAAUUGCUGUCACAUUCCUGGUGGUAUCUUUUGCUGGCUUUGAGUUGAAGGAGAAAAUAUUUAUUUCACUGGCAUGGAUCCCCAAAGCAACUGUUCAGGCCGCAAUUGGCUCAGUUGCCUUAGAUACAGCACGAACUCAUCAAGAGGAAACAUUAGAACAAUAUGGCAUGGAUGUUUUGACAGUGGCUUUCUUAGCGAUCCUGAUCACGGCACCAAUUGGAGCUCUGAUAAUUGGCCUGGCAGGGCCCAGGCUUCUCCACAAGGCUGAUGCUGGCAGUGACGAUGUUGGGCGUGAUAGAACAGAAGAAAUUGACAUAUCUGGACGGGUAUAG
Molecule: messenger RNA, 1449 nt
Organism: Gekko japonicus
Lineage: Eukaryota; Metazoa; Chordata; Lepidosauria; Squamata; Gekkonidae
Product: mitochondrial sodium/hydrogen exchanger 9B2-like
Biological process (GO): proton transmembrane transport
Cellular component (GO): membrane
Molecular function (GO): antiporter activity
Source: RefSeq, a predicted model, not a curated record